AUGUCCAGAGUCAAGAGAAUCGCCAAAGAAUUAGAAGAGUGUCGUCAAGACAAACAAUCGGGUGUCACGCUUGAACUCAAUAAUGAUGCUGACUUGACUCAUUUGACAGGAUACUUUGCUGGUCCACCAGGUACACCUUACCAAGGUGGAUUAUUCCAAGUUGCAAUAGAUAUCCCCAACGAAUAUCCUUUCAAACCACCACAAAUGAAAUUCAUCACCAAGAUCUAUCACCCAAACAUUUCAUCAGUUACUGGAGCAAUAUGUCUUAAUAUUUUGAAAGAUAAGUGGACUCCUGUAUUGACUUUAAAAUCAACUUUGAUUUCAUUGCAGCUUUUGUUACAAUCUCCCGAACCUAACGAUCCACAAGAUGCUGAAGUUGCCAAACAUUAUUUGAGUAAUAAAGCUGGGUUUGAAGAGACUGCUGCGUAUUGGACUAAAUUGUAUGCCAAUGAUGGUAAAUCUGAUGGCGAAGGUGGAAGUGGAGCUGCUACUGAGGUGAAAGAUUCGGCGUUGUAUGGAAUUGAUGAUUCGAUUGUGACUCAAUUUGAAAAUAUGGGUUUUCCUAGAGAUAAAACUAUCGAAGUUUUGAGAAGAAUGGGGAUUAAAAGCUUUAACGGUGUUAGUAAUAAAGGAGAUUUGGAGAAUAAGAUUUUGGAAGAGUUGUUGAGAGAAUGUCAAUAG
Messenger RNA from Lodderomyces orthopsilosis Co 90-125, 681 nucleotides. RefSeq names its product E2 ubiquitin-conjugating protein. NCBI's taxonomy places the organism in Eukaryota, Fungi, Ascomycota, Pichiomycetes, Serinales, Debaryomycetaceae. Gene Ontology annotation, molecular function: protein binding. The coding region runs from base 1 to 681 and encodes 226 amino acids. The transcript has a single exon. The record is from RefSeq and is a predicted model, not a curated record.